AUGGAAACUUCAGAACUGUUUUCGCGGAUCUGCGCCCGUGACGUUCAGACUGAUGUUGGACGGACUGGAGCUGGAUGUGAAGCGAGAGGAUUCACUGGAGUCCUGGUUCGUUCUGCGGUCUCUGUGGGUCUGGAUCUGGGAGUCGCUCAAUGUGAAGCACAAACAGAAACACAGCAGCUGCUGUCGGAUCCCGUGCGUUUACUCGUAGUUUCAGUAGGUGGCGCUGUGCGUGUCACAGUAACGUACCUCUACGACGCCGACGGGACGGUGGCAGCCGCUCGGCUCAAAUGCGUCCCAGACAGAGGAACGUUUCCCACAUUCUCCUGGUGUCUGAACCGUUCCUCCCUUCCAGCAGAGGGCGCUGCUCAUGCGGUCACUCAUCACGGUCAGAUCUUGAUCCUCACAGAAGUCAGUGCUGGGUUUUACGGCUGCAGGGUGAGGGACAGUUUUAACGACAGCUCAGUCUGGGUGUUGAGCGAGGACAUCUUUAUUCAGAAGACAGAUUUGGCAGCGACGCCCAUAGAGGUGAUUGCGUUGGUCUUCUGUGGUUUUCUGUCGAUUGUGAUUGUGUUAUGCUCAUUCUUUAUGUUCUGGAGCACCAAGAACAGAAACAACACCUGCAAACAUCACAGUAACCAGGACGUGAUCCAGUCUGAGAUGAUAACAAUGGACGUUCCUGUAGCUGAUGUUUCCUCUGAACCCCAACCUGUGGAAAUGAAACCGUCAUCAGGGAGUUUGAGGCCUAGAGGUCUAGACCAGACCAGACCUGGAGCCAGUGUCCUGCAGAGAGUCUACUAAUCCUAAACACUUUGAUUAGCUGGUUCAGGUGUGUUUAAUUAAGGUUAAAGAUGAACUCUGACUGGACAUCAAUCACUACUGUUUUCUAUCAAUGAGAUUGUAAGGCUUGUAUAUACCAAAUAAAUGUUUAAUUUACCAAA
Cyprinus carpio (common carp) is the source of this 938-nucleotide messenger RNA. RefSeq lists its product as uncharacterized. The record is from RefSeq and is a predicted model, not a curated record. The transcript has 6 exons. Bases 1 to 798 code for a protein of 265 amino acids. Lineage: Eukaryota; Metazoa; Chordata; Actinopteri; Cypriniformes; Cyprinidae.